Gymnodraco acuticeps is the source of this 1865-nucleotide messenger RNA. RefSeq names its product serine/arginine repetitive matrix protein 5-like. The record is from RefSeq and is a predicted model, not a curated record. NCBI's taxonomy places the organism in Eukaryota, Metazoa, Chordata, Actinopteri, Perciformes, Bathydraconidae. The transcript is spliced from 5 exons. The coding region runs from base 343 to 1740 and encodes 465 amino acids.
UCGGAGGGUACAGGGGUCCGCAUUAAUAAUCUUAACAAGGCCGUCAACACUGAUAUGAUCGCUCUCAAGGUCACGAUUAAGGCUGAGAGGAAAAGUAUCAGUGAAACCCAGCAGUUUUUUGCACAGGACUUAAGAACUCAGAGGUGACAGAAAAUCAGAAAAUCAACAGCACUCAGUUGCCACCCUGACAGCACAGCAGCACCUGUAGACAAUCAGCUCAUUAGGCCCUGAUUGGCUGCAAGCUGCAAUAAAGCCUCCUUUCUGCUGCUCAGACAAGCAGAGCAAGUCACUUCGGGGCUACUGGUUCUUUACUGCUGUGUUGGAACAGAGAGAGAGAGAAAUAUGACUUGUGGAGUUCAUUUGGGGAUUUUCCUUAUUGUCUUGGUUCAAGCAGAGCAUGUGCGCUGUUUGUGGGCUUCACAAGCAGCUCAGAGCAAGAACAACAACACAUAUGUUGGCUUCAGGCAAAAUAAUCGGGAAGCUGGUGUCAACUAUCUCCAGAAUCGACGCAGACAGGCCCUAAGCAGAAACUUAAACAUACCUUCAGCUGUGGGCGGUCGUUUUAGCUGGGGGCCUUCUACUGGUGGCUACACACAAACUGUUUCACAGCCAACUAAAAGUGGCUUGGCUAAAGUCAGGUUAGUGCAGGGCAGCUCAGUGUCAAAACCUAACUUGAAUCGUGUGCCUAAACAGCGUUUUCAUGGCCUUUCUAGUGCUAUUGCCGGUAGCGAUUCUCUGAGUAAGAGCAGCAACAAGGACACGGGGAAGUCUUCCAGCCUGUUUGGUGCUGGCGCUCCUGAGCCAAACCAAACCCCUGCACGGACCAAAACUUCCUCCAGUGUUCGCGCUAAGCUAGUGUCUAAAACGGCUAAAUCUUCCCGUCCCUCAGCUCCUAAAAACCCCAGCCAGACUGAGGUUGUGAACCCAUACAAGAGUAAACUGUUUUCAGGGAAUGCAGGAAAUGCCAGAGGAAGCUACAAGGCUAUUUCCAUGGCCUCAAGUUAUGGCACUGACUCCAAAUCGUCCAGAGAGGGAACCUCUGGUAAGAAGUUCGCCCCGACCAAGACCCACAUCAUCCCUGAUAAAUUUGGUGGCUAUGCUAUCAGACGGCUGAAGGCUCCUGGGCAGGAGAAAGUGAGUGUCAGGAAGCCCCAGCAGCAGACUCCCAACAAGGCCUACAAUGCUCCCCGGCAGCAGAUUCCCAACAAAGCCUACGAGGCUCCCAACAAGGCCUACAAUGCUCCCCGGCAGCAGAUUCCCAACAAGGCCUACGUGGCUCCCAACACGGCCUACAAUGCUCCCCAGCAGCAGACUCCCAACAGGGCCUACGAGACUUCCAACAUGGUCUACAAUGCUCCCCAGCAGCAGGCUCCCAACAGGGCCUACAAUGCUCCCCAGCAGCAGACUCCCAACAAGGCCUACAAUGCUCCCCAGCAGCAGACUCCCAACAAGGCCUACGAGACUCCCAACAGGACUCCCAACAGGGCCUACGAGACUCCCAACAGGGCCUACGAGACUCCCAACAGGCCCUACAAGACUCCCAAGAAGGCCUACGUAGCCCCUCAGCGGCAAGCAACAAACCAGGCCUACGAGGCUCCCAACAGGGCCUACGUGGCCCCUCAGAGGCAGGCUGAACCCCAGACCUACAUCUUUCCUCAGGUUGCUCCUCCCAAACCUCAAGUCCCGAGUGCUCACAUAAAUGCCAAAUGGUUUCGUGUCAGUCCAAAGUGGGGACAAUAGCAGGUGCAGCUGGUGUCCUCGGAUGAAUAUUUCGUUUUUUUUUUUAAAUGAAAUAAAUACAUUAAUUUACCACCUGGUUGUGUCUUUACUUCACCUUGUAUUGUGGGAUGGUGAAUGCCUUAGCA